Messenger RNA from Saccharomyces mikatae IFO 1815, 4419 nucleotides. RefSeq names its product Flo11p (gene FLO11). The transcript has a single exon. NCBI's taxonomy places the organism in Eukaryota, Fungi, Ascomycota, Saccharomycetes, Saccharomycetales, Saccharomycetaceae. The record is from RefSeq and is a predicted model, not a curated record. Bases 1 to 4419 code for a protein of 1472 amino acids.
AUGCAAAGACCAUUUCUACUCGCUUAUUUGGUUCUUUCACUACUGUUUAGCUCAGCUUUGGGUUAUCCAACUGAACUAGUCCCAAGGGGAUCCUCCGGGGGAACUAGUUGUAAUUCUAUCGUUAAUGGCUGUCCCAGUUUAGAUUUCAACUGGCACAUGAACCAACAAAAUAUCAUGCAAUAUACUUUGGAUGUGACUUCUGUUUCUUGGGUUCGUGACAACACAUACCAAAUUCAGAUUCAUGUUAAAGGUAAAGAAAACAUUGACUUGAAAUAUCUAUGGUCUUUGAAAGUAAUUGGUGUCAACGGUCCAAAAGGAACCGUCCAGCUGUACGGUCACAAUGAAAAUACCUAUUUGAUUGACAAUCCAACUGACUUUACUGCUACCUUCGAAGUUUACGCUACUCAGGAUGUCGACAGUUGUCAAGUAUGGAUGCCUAACUUCCAAAUUCAAUUCGAAUACUUGCAAGGUAGUGCCGCUCAAUACGCAAGUAGUUGGAAAUGGGGUACCACAUCUUUUGAUUUGUCUACUGGUUGUAACAACUAUGACAACCAAGGCCACUCUCAAACAGAUUUCCCCGGUUUCUAUUGGAACAUAGAUUGUGACAAUAACUGCGGUGGUUCAAAAGCAUCUACCACUAAAGAAACAUCUACAUCAACCACCGCUCCCGUUACACCAACCACCACUACAUCAGAAUCUUCCUCUCAGAAAACUACCUGCACUAAGAAGAAGACUACCUGUACCAAGAAGAAACCCACCAAGUCUAAGACGUGUACUGAGAGUUCUUCUACUCCAGUAACCAGCUCUACCACUGAAAGCUCUUCUACUCCAGCUCCAACCCCAUCCAGCUCUACUACUGAAAGCUCUUCUACCCCAGCUCCAACCCCAUCCAGCUCUACUACUGAAAGCUCUUCUACUCCAGCACAAACUUCAUCCAGCUCUUCUACUGAAAGUUCUUCUACUCCAGUAACCAGCUCUAUUACCGAAAGUUCUACUACAACACCAACUACUCCAAAUACACCAACUCCAGUACCUUCUGGACCAACCUGUACCACUGUUGUUAACGGUUGUCCCAGUUUAGAUUUCAACUGGCACAUGAACCAACAAAAUAUCAUGCAAUAUACUUUGGAUGUGACUUCUGUUUCUUGGGUUCGUGACAACACAUACCAAAUUCAGAUUCAUGUUAAAGGUAAAGAAAACAUUGACUUGAAAUAUCUAUGGUCUUUGAAAGUAAUUGGUGUCAACGGUCCAAAAGGAACCGUCCAGCUGUACGGUCACAAUGAAAAUACCUAUUUGAUUGACAAUCCAACUGACUUUACUGCUACCUUCGAAGUUUACGCUACUCAGGAUGUCGACAGUUGUCAAGUAUGGAUGCCUAACUUCCAAAUUCAAUUCGAAUACUUGCAAGGUAGUGCCGCUCAAUACGCAAGUAGUUGGAAAUGGGGUACCACAUCUUUUGAUUUGUCUACUGGUUGUAACAACUAUGACAACCAAGGCCACUCUCAAACAGAUUUCCCCGGUUUCUAUUGGAACAAAGAUUGUAGUGAAAACUGCGGUAAAUCAUCAAGUAAAAUUCCUUCCAGCUCUACUCCGGCUCCAACUCCAUCCAGCUCCACUACUGAGAGUUCUUCUACUCCAGUAACCAGCUCCACUACUGAAAGCUCUUCUACUCCAGCUCCAACUCCAUCCAGCUCCACUACUGAGAGUUCUUCUACUCCAGUAACCAGCUCUACUACUGAAAGCUCUUCUACUCCAGUAACCAGCUCUACCACUGAAAGCUCUUCUACCCCAGCUCCAACUCCAUCCAGCUCCACUACUGAGAGUUCUUCUACUCCAGUAACCAGCUCUACUACUGAAAGCUCUUCUACUCCAGCUCCAACUCCAUCCAGCUCCACUACUGAGAGUUCUUCUACUCCAGUAACCAGCUCUACUACUGAAAGCUCUUCUACUCCAGUAACCAGCUCUACCACUGAAAGCUCUUCUACCCCAGCUCCAACUCCAUCCAGCUCCACUACUGAGAGUUCUUCUACUCCAGUAACCAGCUCUACUACUGAAAGCUCUUCUACUCCAGCUCCAACUCCAUCCAGCUCCACUACUGAGAGUUCUUCUACUCCAGCUCCAACUCCAUCCAGCUCCACUACUGAAAGCUCUUCUACCCCAGCUCCAACUCCAUCCAGCUCCACUACUGAGAGUUCUUCUACUCCAGUAACCAGCUCUACCACCGAAAGUUCUUCUACUCCAGUAACCAGCUCCACUACUGAAAGCUCUUCUACUCCAGCUCCAACUCCAUCCAGCUCCACUACUGAGAGUUCUUCUACUCCAGUAACCAGCUCUACUACUGAAAGCUCUUCUACUCCAGUAACCAGCUCUACCACUGAAAGCUCUUCUACCCCAGCUCCAACUCCAUCCAGCUCCACUACUGAGAGUUCUUCUACUCCAGUAACCAGCUCUACCACUGAAAGCUCUUCUACCCCAGCUCCAACUCCAUCCAGCUCUACUACUGAAAGCUCUUCUACCCCAGCUCCAACUCCAUCCAGCUCUACCACUGAAAGCUCUUCUACCCCAGCUCCAACUCCAUCCAGCUCUACUACUGAGAGUUCUUCUACUCCAGUAACCAGCUCUACCACCGAAAGCUCUUCUACUCCAGUAACCAGCUCUACCACUGAAAGCUCUUCUACCCCAGCUCCAACUCCAUCCAGCUCCACUACUGAGAGUUCUUCUACUCCAGUAACCAGCUCUACUACUGAAAGCUCUUCUACUCCAGCUCCAACUCCAUCCAGCUCUACCACUGAAAGCUCUUCUACCCCAGCUCCAACUCCAUCCAGCUCCACUACUGAAAGCUCUUCUACCCCAGCUCCAACUCCAUCCAGCUCUACUACUGAAAGCUCUUCUACCCCAGCUCCAACUCCAUCUAGUUCUAGUAACAUCACUUCUUCCGCUCCAGCUCCAACUCCAUCUACUCCAGGUAGCAAAAGCUCUACUACCGGUACAACCACCACCCUUUCAUCAUUUUCAUCUCAACAUCCUGGUAGCAGAAGUGAAACCACUGUUUCUUCAACUAUAACCGAUACUACAGUUAUUCCAACUACAACAGUUACUUCUGUUACAACACCAUCGACAACAACUAUCACUACCACUGUUUGUUCAACCGGCACAAACUCCGCCGGUGAGACUACCUCUGGAUGCUCCCCUAAGACUAUAACUACCACAGUUACCUCUGUUACAACGCCAUCAACAACCACAAUCACAACUACUGUUUGUUCAACCGGCACAAACUCCGCCGGUGAAACUACCUCUGGAUGCUCCCCUAAGACUAUAACAACUACUGUUCCAUGUUCGACUGGUUCAAGCAAAACUGCUCCGGAAACUACUACAGGAACUCCUGUGACUACGGUUAUCUCAACUACUGUUGUAACCACUGAAUAUUCCACUGGUACAAAGUCCGGUGGUGAAAUUACAACUGGAUUUGUUACCAAAAACAUCCCAACUACUUACUUAACAACAAUUAUCCCAACGCCAUCAGUUACUACUGUUACCAACUUCACUCCAACCACUAUCACUACUACUGUUUGUUCAACCGGCACAAACUCCGCCGGUGAAACUACCUCUGGAUGCUCCCCUAAGACUAUAACAACUACUGUUCCAUGUUCAACCGGUACUAUUGAAAACACUGCUUCUCCAGCUACUACUCCUGUUACCUCUGCUAUCACAACUACCAUUGUUACCACCGAGUCCUCUACAGGAACUAACUCUGCUGGUGAAACAACAACCGGUUACGCAACCAAGUCCAUCCCAACCACUUACAUAACCACUUUGGCUCCAAGUACACCAGUAACUCCUAUCACUGGGCCUGCUCCAACUACAAUAACCACCACCGAAUGUUCUGCUAGCACAAACGCUGCCGGUGAAGCUACUUCAGUAUGCUAUACCAAGACUAUCGUAAGCUCAGCAAGUGCAGGCGAAAACGCUGCUUCUACAGCUACCGCUCCUGUUACUACUGCUAUUCCUACCACCAUUGUCACCACCGAGUCCUCUACGGGUACUAACUCCGCUGGUGUAACAACAACCGGUUACACAACCAAGUCCAUCCCUACUACUUACAUAACCACUUUGACUCCUGGAACUGCUCCAGCUACGGGUUCAAAUGGUGCCAAGAAUUAUGAAACUGUUGCCACUGCAACUAACCCAGGUUCAAUCAAGACAGGUGUGACAUCUGAAGCUGCUGCAACAGCUUCUGCAUCCGGUGUUGCUCCAGUUAUCACUUCCCCAUCUCUAACCGGACCAAUUCAAUCUGCUUCUGGUUCUGCAGUGGCUACAUACUCUGUUCCUUCUGUUUCAAGUGCUUACCAAGGCGCUGCAAAUAUCAAGGUUCUCGGAAACUUUAUGUGGCUACUAGUGGCUCUUCCAAUUGUAGUUUAA